GAGCUGGCGCGAGCUCCGCGGCCUAAGCUGCUGCGCCGGGUAGAUGUCGAGGUGGAGGACGGAGCCCAGAAGCAGCGGGGGCGCAAUCUUCUGGGCUCCCUUGUCGCGCACCUCAGCUCUGCACAGCAGCGGCUGCAGGUGGACCAGACGCCGCGAAGGGCUGCAGCAGCGGCCAAGAAGCCGCAGCUGUCCAAG
Molecule: messenger RNA, 195 nt
Organism: Symbiodinium necroappetens
Lineage: Eukaryota; Dinophyceae; Suessiales; Symbiodiniaceae
Source: the annotation of a GenBank genome assembly